Molecule: messenger RNA, 1062 nt
Organism: Naegleria lovaniensis
Lineage: Eukaryota; Heterolobosea; Eutetramitea; Acrasida; Naegleriidae
Exons: 1
Coding region: 1-1062 (353 amino acids)
Source: RefSeq, a predicted model, not a curated record
AUGGUGGAUCAAUAUCAGAAUAGAGUGGAAUCGUUCCAUGAUGAUGCUGCAUCUCAUGUUGUAAUGAACAACAAUGGUAAUUAUACCACUGCUUCCGAGUGCAAUUGCCCCAUAAUGACGAUUAGUAAUUUUGAAACGAUGAGUCCUAAACAACAGCAACGUUAUGAAUAUCUCGUGAAUCAAUUAAUGAAAAAUUAUGGAAAAUUCACUUGUUGUGGAUGGCAUGAAUGGUUGCAAGAGCAUGUUGAAAUGAUGGAACCCAAGAAUGGCCAUGAUGAAUCGAUAUUCGUCCGAAUGAAACAAAUACAGAGAUACAUGUCUGUAAAUUUUGCAAUGACUCCUAGGUCGAAUAGCGUGUCCAGUAACAAUGAAAAUGUUGCUUCUUAUACGAUUGUAAAGAGAAUUGGAUUAAUUCACUUUCUCAAACCACAAACACUCAAGAAAACGAAACUAGAUCAAUUCCUCAAUUUUUUGUCAUCGGAAGAAUUUGGAGCGAAGGCAAUAACUUUUCCUCCACUCAUAGUAGUUUAUUGGUACACUAAAUAUCAACGUGAGAGUCUUAUUUUAAAUUGUGCACAAUAUAAAGAGGCAGAUUGGAAAUUUACAGAGAUUGGAUUAGAGAGGAAUGCUCUGUUAUUGAAAUAUCCACAAAAAAUUGAGAAGAAAAUUAAUAAUGGUGACAUUUCUCAAGAAGAGCUUGAUGAAUAUUAUCCAAAAAGAAUUAAUCUAACUCCAAUGACAAUUCACGAGUUGGAAAUACAUGGCUUGUGCAUUCACAAAGCGUCCUUUCAAAACAAUGUCGUGUAUCAUGUUCAAUGUGGUGAAGAAAUUUAUUGGAGCUUUGUGGAUGAUGUAUUUGCGGCUAAUUUGUGUCAUUUCCUCAUUUCGUUAUUUUCCAUCCAAUAUCCCAGGAGAAGAUUUCCAUUGUUUGAUUAUUCAUUGCUAGCCACAAAUCAAGAAAUCAAUCAUUUAUGCCGUACAAUUGCUGUUAGUGAUGAUGACGACAUUCACGCUGUGAUGUAUGACUCAUCGAUAGCGAUUGCAAUGACCAUGAAUCAGUGA